CCAGACUUCAUAUUCAUUACUUUUUUCAAACCAAUCAAACUCUUACAAGUCAGAUAUCUUUUCAUACGGAUGUUUCGAAGAAAUAAUGAUUUUUAGUGUGUUAAAACUUUAUUUGAGUUUGGUGGUUGGCCUACUAGUCGCCUCAGCAGGUUCCGAUGCUCACGAUGCCAAAGGAUUCGACGACACUGUGUUGUUCAACCUGGCUUGGCAUGGGAAUAAUGAUGAUGUGAUUAGAACACCCGGCGAUGAGGAAAUCACGGUAACCACCACGAACAAAGAAAAAUAUGUAUGCUACAUACCAUCCAUCGCCACGAAGGACACUGAGAAAGAAGUUCUAUAUGACGGACCGAGUCCAAUCGAUCUACUUAUUCCAUUGUUCAGUCAUUCGACCUGUUCCUACAGGAUUGAAAGCUACUGGACCUACGAAGUUUGUCAUGGAAACUACAUCAAGCAGUAUCACGAAGAAAGGCACGAGAAAACUAGUAAACUGCAAGAGUACUAUCUCGGCAAAUGGGACAGCAAGAAAACGGCUGACCUCAAAGCUGAACACAGUCUAGUGGAAGCCGAGGGGGAAAAAUUGAAAUAUAAAAAGAUUGAUGGUCUUAAUCUUCCGUACCUUGAAUUGGAAAUGGGAUCCGGUACCGUUUGUGACUUAAAUGGAGUCCCACGUGUGACCAAAGUUUUGUACGUAUGUUAUUUGCACGGUAAGAAUGAGGUUUACUCACUGAAGGAGACAUCAACCUGUAACUACGAGGUCAUCAUUCUGACACCGAUGCUGUGUGCCCAUCCCAAGUACAAACCACAGGAAACCGAAGAGAACAAAAUUAGCUGCGUGGCCAUGGGAAACUCGCCCAAGAAACCUAAAAAUCUUCUGAUGAUGGAAAUCGAGGGUAUGCGGAUCAAAUAUCAGAAACUUACGGAAGUGCAAAAAAACAUUAAAGAUGCUCUUGCGGUUAUUAAUUUUAAUGAGGACAAUCCAAUCAAGAUAGAGCUAUUUCCGAACGAUAUGCCUGCCAUCGAUAACGAGAAUCGCAAAGGGCCCAAUGAGAAUGGCCCUGGAGAAGAGGAUAACAACAAUCUAAUGGAUGGUUUUGUCAAGAAGAUUAGAAAGAACAAAGAACUCAAGCCACUUUUAGAGUUUCUAGAUGGUAGUUACUGUCUAACUGGAGGCUCUGGUUGGUGGAAGUUUGAACUGUGUUACGGCAAACACGUUCGACAGUUCCAUGACGAUACCUCCAUCUUUUUGGGACAUUUCAAUAAAGAAAAGCACAUCGAGUGGUUGGAGAAAAAUCCUUCCAUAAAGAACAAACGCAAGAAUGAACAUCAGUUAAGUAACUUCUACGGUGGAGGUGAUGUUUGCGACAAAACACUCAUGCCGAGACAGGUUGAGGUAAAACUCAAAUGCACAGAACAUUCCGCGAGUUCAAAUGCGAUUGCUCUUUACCUGUUGGAGCCUCGGCCGUGCGAGUACAUAUUGAAUGUCGAAUCUUCACUGAUUUGUGACAUUUUACCCUACGCAGAGGAAAACAUGCUGCUUUCGGAAAGCAUUCAAAAACUAGAAGAGGAAACACUAUACAUAAUUGAUAGUAGCAAUAUAAAUAAUUAAUCUAAAACGUA
Molecule: messenger RNA, 1617 nt
Organism: Topomyia yanbarensis
Lineage: Eukaryota; Metazoa; Arthropoda; Insecta; Diptera; Culicidae
Product: endoplasmic reticulum lectin 1
Exons: 5
Coding region: 86-1606 (506 amino acids)
Biological process (GO): endoplasmic reticulum unfolded protein response; retrograde protein transport, ER to cytosol
Cellular component (GO): endoplasmic reticulum lumen
Source: RefSeq, a predicted model, not a curated record